AAUAGAGGCACACAACUUGGAGAACAACAGAAAAGCGGGAGUAUGGCACGGGCAGCAAAGUCAGCGUUGGUCCUCUGCAUGGAUGUGGGGUUUUCCAUGAGCAACUCUGCCCCUGGCCAGGAGCCCCCGUUCGAACAAGCCAAGAAAGUCAUCCAGAAGUUUGUACAGCGCCAGGUGUUUGCAGAGAACAAGGACGAGCUGGGCCUGGUACUGUUUGGCACCGAUCAGACUAAGAACUCCCUGGCUAGUGACGGUCAGUACCAGAACAUUUAUGUGCACAGACACCUCAUGAUACCAGACUUUGAGCUGCUGGAGGACAUCCAGAAUGAGCUGCACCCUGGGAGUCAGCAAGCUGACUGGUUGGAUGCGGUGGUUGUGUGCAUGGACCUCCUGCAGAAAGAAACGCUGGGAAAGAAGUAUGAUCGUCUUAACAUUGCCCUCCUGACUGACCUCUGCACAAAGGUCAGCGCAGACCAACUGGACACCAUCAUCGCCAACCUGAAAAAGGCAGGAAUCACCCUGCAAUUUUUCUUGCCAUUCCCAUUGGAUGAGGAGGAGAAUGAUGGAGAGGGGGGCGAAGCUGGGUCCAGGCGACCCCCCUACGGGGGCAAGGGUCUGACGGUGGAGCAGCGGGAGGGGGUGGAGGUGGUGCGGCAGGUCAUGACCUCGCUGGAUGAGGAGGACGGCCUGGAGGAGGUCUAUACCUUCAGUGACGCCAUAGAGAAGCUUUCCAUCUUCAAGCAGAUUGAGAAGAGGCCCAUGGGGUGGCCGUGUCAGCUGACCAUCGGCAGCUCUCUGUCCAUCCGCAUCGUAGGGUACAAAGCGGUAACCGAGGAGAAGAUCAAGAAGACCUGGUCUGUGGUGGACGCUCAGACCAACCAGAAAGAAGACGUGAAGAGGGAGACAGUCUACUGCCUCAAUGACGACAAUGAGACCGAGGUGUCCAAGGACGACACCAUCCAGGGGUUCCGUUACGGGAGCGACAUCGUGCCCUUUUCCAAGGUGGACCAGGAGCAGAUGAAGUACAAGUCUGAUGGGAAAAGCUUUGCUGUGCUGGGAUUUGCCAAGCAGAGCCUGAUUCAGCGUCAUCAGUUCAUGGGUUAUCAGGUCAUCAAGGUGUUCGCCCCCAAGGAUGAUGAGCAUGCAGGGGUGGCCCUGUCAGCUCUGAUCCGGGCGCUGGACGAGCUGAAGAUGGUGGCCAUCGUCCGCUACGCCUACGACCGCAGGAGCAACCCUCAAGUGGGCGCGGCCUUCCCCUGCAUCAAGGAGAAGUACGAGUGCUUGAUGUAUGUCCAGCUCCCCUUUAUGGAGGACCUUCGACAGUUCUCCUUCCCUUCCCUGGAGAAAAACAAAAAGUUCGCCCCCUCAGAGGAGCAGCUGUCUGCUGUGGACUCACUCAUCGACUCCAUGAUGCUGACUGAAAAGACAGAAGAUGGAGACACGAUCGACAUCUUUAAGACCAACCAGAUCCCCAACCCGCAGUUCCAAAGGCUGUUCCAGUGCUUACAUCAUCGGGCGGUGAACCCUGACACCCCUCUGCCCCCCGUGGACCCCUGGCUGCGAGUGGCUCUAGAGCGCCCCCAGGCGGUGACCGCGCGCUGCCAGGCCUCUCUGCAGGAGGUGCGGAAGCUCUUCCCUCUGAAGGAGGUCGUGCGCAAGAAGGAGCUGAAGACCAGCGCGGACAUUUUCGGGAAUGGUGCACAGGAAGGGGAGCAAGAUGCCAAAAAGGCCAGGGAGGAUCAAGAUGAUGAGGAGUACAACCUCGCCAAGAUCUCAGCGGGCAACAUCAUUGCGGUGGGCAGUGUGGAGCCAGCCAGGGACUUCUGUGUGUUGGUCCGGGAAAAGAACAUUCCUUUCGGACAGGUGUGUCAGCAGCUGACCCACAGAAUCGAGCAGCUGCUGGGAAGCAAGAGUGUUGAUCACUACCUGAAGGUUCCUGCCUGCAUCCGGGCCUUCCGAGAGCACUCCAUAAGGCUUGGAAAUGCAGAGCUGUAUAACAGCUACCUGCAGUCCCUGAAGAGGAGUGUGGCUGACAGGGGGCUGCAGGAGUUCUGGGAUCUGCUCAUCCCAGAGGGCCAUACACUGAUCAGCAAGGAUGAGGUUGAAGGAAGUACAGUGACCAGACAAGAGGCCAAAGAGUUCAUGGCUGUUGAGGAGAAGCAGGCGGUGGAGGAGCCCGCUGCAGGUGUUGUGGACGAUGUGGAUGACUUGCUGGAUAUGAUGUGAGGUGGAGAACAUUCUGGAAGUCAAAGCUAAGGCGGACCCUCUCAAAGUGGUCACUGAAGAGGAAAGGGGUAGGGCGCCACCAGUGCACGGGACCAAAUUCAGUCUUCUGUCCGUCCCUAGUUCUAACUGGGAGUCUGAAAGCUUAGAAGGGCGUGCUCAUUGUCUGCUGCUUGCUUGUACCAAAUAGUACUUUUGUAAUAUAAACCUAUUUCCAGUGUGUGCCAUUUUGUACGGUUGAAACGGUGAACUUCGUAGAAAGAAGUG
Molecule: messenger RNA, 2490 nt
Organism: Megalops cyprinoides (Indo-Pacific tarpon)
Lineage: Eukaryota; Metazoa; Chordata; Actinopteri; Elopiformes; Megalopidae
Gene: xrcc5
Product: X-ray repair complementing defective repair in Chinese hamster cells 5
Exons: 21
Coding region: 43-2226 (727 amino acids)
Biological process (GO): cellular response to gamma radiation; telomere maintenance; double-strand break repair via nonhomologous end joining
Cellular component (GO): nucleus; Ku70:Ku80 complex
Molecular function (GO): telomeric repeat DNA binding; DNA helicase activity; damaged DNA binding
Source: RefSeq, a predicted model, not a curated record